AUGCAGUGCUUCAGCUUCCUUAAGACCAUGAUGUUCCUCUUCAAUUUACUCAUCUUCCUGUGUGGUGCAGCCCUGCUUGCUGUGGGCAUCUGGGUGUCAGUUGAUGGGCCAUCCUUCCUGAAGAUCCUCGGGCCGCUGUCGUCCGCUGCCAUGCAGUUUGUCAACGUGGGCUACUUCCUCAUCGCAGCUGGUGCUGUGCUCCUUGCUCUUGGUUUCCUGGGCUGCUACGGUGCUCAUAGCGAGAACAAGUGUGCCCUCAUAAUGUUCUUCUCCAUCCUCCUCAUCAUCUUCAUUGCUGAGGUUGCAGCUGCUGUGGUCGCCUUGGUGUACACCACAAUGGCUGAGAACUUCCUGACAUUGGCAGUAGUGCCUGCCAUCAAGACAGACUAUGGUAAACAGAAGGACUUCUCCGAACUGUGGAACAUCACCAUGACAGGGCUCAAGUGCUGUGGCUUCAACAACUACACAGAUUUUGAGGGCUCUCCCUUCUACCUGGAAAAGAGUGUCUUUCCCCCAUACUGUUGCAACAAUAGCACAGAGAGUGGGUCCUGCACCAAGGAGGAGGCCGAGAAAGAUGCUGUGCAGGGUUGCUUCGAUCAGCUUCUUUAUGAAAUCAGAACCAAUGGAGGCACCGUGGGUGGUGUGGCAGCUGGAAUUGGGGGCCUGGAGCUGGCUGCCAUGAUUGUGUCCCUGUAUCUGUACUGCCAUUUGGAAUAAGUCUGCUUCGGCCUCCGCCACCAUUGCUGCCAUAUGGGGACUGGGAAGAGGCACCCUUGCACUGCCAAGGGUGGGGCAGAAUCUAACACUGUUACCCGGGCCAGGGCAGACCCAGCCUUGCUGCUACAGACUUGGGGCUAAAUACAGACCACCACUUUCAGGUUGCCCCUUACUUUUCCUUCCAUUGGUGGGGUUGGAGCCCACCUCUCCCGGAGCCUCUAAGGUAGCCAGUUCUCCUGCCCAGGGACGGAUUACCCAACAAGUAAGGUACACAAUUAGUAAGUAAACAUAGUUAAGCCCGUGCAUAACUUGUUUACUGUAAACCUGUGCAUACUGUGCUUACUGGAUAAUCUGCCCCUGCUCCUGCCCAUUCCCCCA
Messenger RNA from Trichechus manatus latirostris (Florida manatee), 1095 nucleotides. It is a transcript of the gene TSPAN1, whose product is annotated as tetraspanin 1. The transcript has 7 exons. The record is from RefSeq and is a predicted model, not a curated record. Bases 1 to 717 code for a protein of 238 amino acids. Gene Ontology annotation, cellular component: plasma membrane. NCBI's taxonomy places the organism in Eukaryota, Metazoa, Chordata, Mammalia, Sirenia, Trichechidae.